Messenger RNA from Epinephelus moara (kelp grouper), 1817 nucleotides. RefSeq lists its product as uncharacterized. Bases 177 to 896 code for a protein of 239 amino acids. NCBI's taxonomy places the organism in Eukaryota, Metazoa, Chordata, Actinopteri, Perciformes, Serranidae. The transcript has 6 exons. Gene Ontology annotation, biological process: regulation of apoptotic process. The record is from RefSeq and is a predicted model, not a curated record.
GUGGGCGUGGCUUUACAUCUGCUUCUCUUGUGCGUAACUGUCAGAGUGAAAAACCGCAGGCGCAGCGAGCUGCUUUCUGUUGUCCAUAAGUCGGAAACUUUUUUAAUAUUGCCUUUUUAGAGUCUCUUGAAGUUUUUGUUCGACUACAGGACGAUACGUCGCACCAAAUAAAGAUCAUGGACAAGCUGGAGUCAGUGCAGCACAACCUCUGUAUGUGGCUUUCAAGUGACCCAGAUUACAUCCUUGACAAGGGUGGGGAUAUUUUAUCUAUGAAUGAGUUCCGUGAGGUACAAAGGCAAAGCAGUGCAUUAGAUAAGAUGAAAGUACUUUUGAAAAUAAUAAUGCAAAAGGGAGGAGAUACCCCUCAGCACUUCUUGGACAUUCUGAAGCAACAUCAGUCACAUUACCAGCAUGUGCCGCAGCUCUUUAACCCUAACACUGAAGGCUCACCCAUACCAACAGUGUUUGCUGGUGGAAGCAGUGUUGUUACCGCCAGAACCAUGAAAAAUAUUAAAGCAAAAAACAUCAACAUAAGGGUUGAAACAGUGAGCAAUGCAGGAAGCCGUCCAAAUGGAACUACUGUUGGACAGGUUCCUGGAGCAGAUUAUACAGCCUGUGAUGGCAGUAUCAUUUGCGGUGACACACUGACUGAUAUCGAGGUUGACGGUGAAUUCAAUUUAUCAGCCUCUGUGACACCAUCACAGGUAUGUGCAGAAACAGUAGAUGAGACACUGCCAUCCUCUCAGGGCCCUGCUGUGAAAACCAUCACUGAGCACAAGUUGGAACUCAUUGACUGCCUGAGGGCCGAUCACUCCUUCAUUCUGCAGCAUGUGCACGCCAAACAUAUCGUCACGGACAGACAGUAUCAGAAUUUGAAGCAUAUCUUACAGCCAUAAGAAACUGUUACUAACCUUAUCGAUAAAUUGAUUGUAAAUGGUCAAAAUUCCUGCUCUCUAUUCCUUGAAGUUCUCAAAGAGCCUGAUAUUCUCAAGACCUAUCCACAGCUCAGAGAAAUUACAAAAAAAAUGUGCUAAGCAACAGUGGAAGUACAGUGUAUGAACUAGUAAUGGUAAUGCACUGAAAAAGACAACUGUAGGCUAAAUUGGGAAAAUCUGGCUUUGAAUAUAUUGUGGAUAAAGUAUGUGAAUGAUGUGGUUUUAUAUUCUAUGUGUUCUUUAUUUUAUACUUUGGUAAUGCUAUCUUUUGAAAAUCAAUCUGAUUAAGCAGCAGUAAUAUGACAGGGAUUGUUGAUGGGAUUCUCUUACAUGAACUGGACAAAUGGGCUGCUGCAUGUAAUCUACAGAGCCAGUAGUUAUUUAGAAGUGUAAAGGUUUUGUUUCUUGGAUUUUUUUGGUUUAUUUGCAGUGUAUUUCAAAUUUGUGCAAUGCAAUGACCAUUAGAAUUGAAAAUAUUAAACUUUUAAGAGUAUUUUCUAAUCAGGCUUCCACAUUCUACGUCUAAUCACGGAGAUGUGCCAGUAAUAUAAUAGGGGACUGUACUUUAUUUAUCAGAGGGGGAUGGUGGCUGGGAUGUGACUUCAUAUUUGAGUUUUGAUCUUCCUGGGAGCUACAAAUAUUUUUAGAGCAUAGGUGCAGGACAGCCACACACAAAACCAACAAAUUCAAAAUAUCAGCCAAUCAGUCCCUAAGCAUAGGUUUUAACCAGCUCUCUAAGAAACAUGUUCUCCCACAUUGAUCAGAGAGUUUAUGCAUGCUAUUACCCAAAUCUGUCGAUGUGAUCCUGUCAGCUCUUAAAGCUAUGCAUCAUUGUAUCUCUUUGUCUGUCUCAAGUAAUAAAGUAUCAAAUAUCAGGAGAAA